Messenger RNA from Liolophura sinensis, 1902 nucleotides. RefSeq names its product sodium-coupled monocarboxylate transporter 2-like. Gene Ontology annotation, biological process: sodium ion transport; transmembrane transport. Gene Ontology annotation, cellular component: membrane. The transcript has 15 exons. Gene Ontology annotation, molecular function: symporter activity. The record is from RefSeq and is a predicted model, not a curated record. Bases 1 to 1902 code for a protein of 633 amino acids. Lineage: Eukaryota; Metazoa; Mollusca; Polyplacophora; Chitonida; Chitonidae.
AUGGCGGACACAGAUUACAUUCCGAGAGGUUUCCACUGGGCCGAUUACGUCAUCUUCGGAGCAACAAUCGUAAUGUCGUCUGCUAUUGGCGUUUUCUUUGCUUGCUCCGGUGGAAAACAGAAAACGACCGCUGAAUACCUCCUCGGGAAUCGGAAACAGAAAGUAGGCCCGGUUGCCAUGUCACUAAUUGUGUCUUUCGAAUCGUCCAUUAUGAUGUUAGGCUUUCCAGCAGAAAUGUACGCAUACGGUACUCACUACUGGAUGAGCUUAGUGGGAUACUUCUUCUGCAUAAUCAUCAUCUCCCAGACUUUUGUUCCCCUGCUCCAUCCUCUGAAACUUACCAGCUCGUAUGAGUACCUGAAUAUGAGGUUUAAUUCCCGGGGCGUCAGACUGCUGGCCUCAGUUCUGGGUAUUAUUAAUUAUUCCUGGUAUAUGGGUAUAGUCUUGUUUGGACCAGCAACAGCAUUGGAAGCAGUGCUUGGUUUCCCGAUCGUCUACUCAGUGAUACUCGUUACUGUUGCCGCAGUUUUCUACACAACAAUUGGUGGUAUCAAAGCUGUGAUAUGGUCAGAUGCUCUGCAGUUCAUUAUAAUGCUUAUGGGUAUAUUGGCCGUCGUGAUAGGGGGAACAAUUGCUGUAGGAGGAGUGGGGCCUGCUUUCCAUUAUCUUGAAAAAGGUGGCCGGAUAAAAUUAUACGAUUUCAACCCUGAUCCGCGAACGAGGCACACCUUCUGGAACCUCAUUCUCGGGGGCACCAUACGGGCGCUGGGUCUUGGAAUCAACCAAUCCUCUGUCCAGCGUAUCUCAUCGAUGAAGACAUUGUCCGGGGCUAAAGUAGUGAUGUUGCUGACGUUUCCCGGAUUCUUCCUCUUUUCGUCUCUGGCCUUCGUACAAGGCCUCCUCGCCUACUCGUAUUUCGCUCACACUCACUGCGAUCCACUUGGAGCCAGUCUGGUGACUAACCCAAAUCAGAUUCUGCCUUACUUUGUGAUGCAAUUGUUUAAAAAACAACCGGGUUUGCCGGGACUUUUCUUGGCAUCAUUGUUUAGCGCAUCUCUUAGCACACUUUCUUCUGGAUUCAGCGCCAUGUCGGCCAUUCUCUGGAGUGAUUUUCUAAAACCUUGUUUUCCUAAGGUUUCAGAGCUAACAGCGACGUUUAUAACAAAAAGCACAGUUUUAUUCCUUGGUGGUCUUGCUAUUGGAAUAGCAUUCCUUGUCAUGCAGAUUGGAGGGCCUUUGAAUCAGGGAGCCAUCUCGGGAUCCAUUGCUGCUUUCGCUUUCGUUUUCUGGAUUGCCAUGGGUUCCAGUUUUUCACCUCUGACGAUCCGGACACCCUUUCUCCCCUCUGCACCUGUUGACCGAUGUCCCGUCUAUAACACCACUGCCGGCAAUCUAACAAUGGCCGCCUGGAAUGCCAGCGACUAUAUGUCCACCGGAGUGCCCGUUGCGGAGAUUGACAUUCCCUUGGAACUGCCCGAAAAGAUAUACAGGGAAUACUCAGGCGUUGACUCUUUCCUAUCAUACCUUUACUCACUCUCCUACAUGUGGUACUCUCCAAUGGGGAUGAUUUUGACAGUGGUAUUUGGUCUGAUUGUUAGCCAUGCAACAGGCCCCAACCCUCCAGGCACAGUCGACCCGAAGUAUAUCGUACCUAUAUUUGACCGGCUUUUCUGCUAUUUACCAAGCUCUGUCCUUGACAAACUUCGCUACGGCAAAGACUUCGUCCCAAAAGACGAGGACGUUUGUGAGGAGCUUGUUAAAGUAACCGACGACGGAGAUAUGUACCUGGUGGUUGAUUCCGAUCCAGCCAUGAUAACGGUCAUACCUAACUGCACCAAAAACUCACAGGCAAAACAGAACUCCGAGGUUGUUGAACGACAGACUCCUAAUGGCCAAAUAUAA